Molecule: messenger RNA, 1371 nt
Organism: Echinococcus granulosus
Lineage: Eukaryota; Metazoa; Platyhelminthes; Cestoda; Cyclophyllidea; Taeniidae
Exons: 6
Coding region: 1-1371 (456 amino acids)
Source: RefSeq, a predicted model, not a curated record
AUGUAUUUCGGUUUGGUUCCGCAGUUUUUGCCCUUGUUGUUAUGCACUUCACUUGUGCAUUGUGAUCUGGUUAUUAAACCACCACUUUUAAUUGCUGAGGCUUAUCAUGAUGCUUUCUUCCUUUGCCAAAUUGACUCCAACAUCUUAUCGGUCAUUUGGACACUACCAUCGAGCGAAGUGGUUCUGGCGAACAAGACGUCCACAGAUAAUCGGUUCCGAAAUUCUGGUGGGUUCCUAUUCAUUUCCAACGUUUCCUUUGCUGAUAGCGGGGACUAUGAAUGUUCAAUUGACGAGAACACUUCCUCUGUUGGAGUUCUAGAGGUUUUUGUAAUGCCGUCUUACACAUUGGAUCUUUCUUUGGUUUGUGGGCUUAAUGUAAUCCUCCUUAUUUUGUUUAUCUUUUUUAACGUUCUUAGUCAUAUACGAUAUAAGACGACUGGUUCUCAAUAUUUCGUUUUUCAGUUGGGUACUGGAAGCGUUUCUCUCAUCAAAAAAAUAACAGUUCUUCCUCCUUUAAACAAUGAAGGCUUCAUGCAACCUGAACGCUUAGGGUAUCGCACUCCAGAUCCUGCUGUGGAAGAAGAGGCUUUUCGAGAAAAUGAAGAAGCUUUAUCUCGUGCCUCUCAAAACUCCACUACAAGAGUGAAUCAUAUUAGUGCCAAUGCAGCAGCGGGUUUAAUUAUACUGAAUAACCGUUCUCUUCCAACUUCACUCUGUAAACCACCUAAUUCAGCUCAGGCAUCGUCUGAGAUCACCUCAGACAAGACGGGCACUUCGAACCCUUGCCCUGUUUCCACCCCCAAUAUAUCGCGACAACAAAGUUCUCUCUUCUCGGUGCGUUUGCAAAUUGUUUUUGUGGUGAAUAUCGACUCCUCAACAACAGAGAAUGACUGCGUAUUUCUCGAUCCAUUUGCCGAGUUUGUUGCUGCCCGUCCAGCUAUUGCAGCUUCACAGACGGCAAAUCAGUCAUCUCUCUCUGCACAGCUUGCUUAUAAUACAUCUACCACUUCUCCUUUGCAAAAUAUCCAAUCUGUACAACCGUCCUCCUCUUCGCCUGUCUAUAAACUUCAAACAUUUCCACCGCCACCUUCUGCCUCGACAGUCUUCUCCGCGUCCAGUCCACCUGUAUCAUCGUCAUUGUUCUCUCAACGUCUUAGUACUAACAAUCCAUUUGCAGUCAUGAAUGAGUCUGCUACUGUAGCGAUGCAGUCGAAUACUACACUAGCACCGAAAGCUGCAAACAUUCCCACCUCUCUGGGGCAAAACUCAUUCAAUCCAUUCGUUGAUGAGCAAGGUCAGUUUGCAAAAGUCAUGUUUUAUUUGUUGGCAAUUUUACAAACGGAGAAAGAAAAAAUUAUGAAUGCUCCAUAA